AUGGUCCGCCAUGCCUCUGUGCUCUCCGAGGCCAGGCAGCGGGAUACACACAUCCAGAGAAGCUUCUCGGGAAAGCAGCUUGGAUCUGGGCACCCUGCGCCCCGGGAGCAGGGCGCCCUGCCUGCCGGUGGCCGGGCCCUGCCGGGUCCCCCAGGCCUCCUUCGCCGGGGCUGGAUCAGCCCUGGCCUGAGUGAGCUCCGCCGUCACCAAGGGGAAGCGGCCCUUGGUUACCACUGGCCCGGAGAACACAGAAGGCAAAACAAACACUGGAGCCGCUCCUCGGUGGACUCGCUCCUCACUGCUGGGAACAAUUACAAGGACCUGUGUGUGUCUCCACUCAUUCACCUGCUCCUCAGAGUCGCUGAGCACCUGGCCCCGCCCCCCAGUUACCGCAGUCCUAGGUGCACAGACGCUGUGACCGCUGCUUUUCUCACCUGUCUCUCCCUCCUUGGAGGCAGGGACCAACUUGCUCUGUCACUAGCCCAGAGCCUGGCACACAGCAGGUACCAGGUAAGUGCUGAAGGAGACAGGAGCAGCCCUGCCUCGCGGUGGCGCACCUUAUCCGUGGUCACAUCAUGUGCCAGGGGACGGCGGUGGGGUACAGAAAUCCAAGCCCGUCAAGGAGCAAACCCUGUCAGUUCCACCUCCAGUCUAUCCAGAAUCCAGCCACCUUCACCACCUCGCUGCUCCCUCCCAGGCCCUGGCACCGAUCUCCUAUGCCCUGACUCUCCAGAGGUUCCACUCAGUGAAAAGCAGGUGGCCCUCUGUGGCCCAGAGGCCCUCAGCCUCCUGCACCUCCUCUCCCCUCUCCUCUCCCACACUCUACCCUGCCUCACUGGCCCUCUGGCUGUUCCUGGCACAUGCCAAGUUCCUACCUCAGGGCCUUUGCACAUCCCAAGACCUCUGUGUGGUACCAGGGACACUGGGCUUGGGUACCCAGUUGGCUAUUCCCUCACUUCCAUCAGGCCUCUGCUCAAAGGUCAUCUCAUCACCAGACCCUUGCCCAGCCACUCUGCCCCCAGCACUCCUGCCCCUGUCCCUGACUCAGCCUCUUCCACAGCACUCUCCAACGACAUUCACUUGGCCAUCUGCUUAAGACUUACCCCCCUACAAGAAAAUGUGCUUCACAGGGGCAGAUGUCUUGUUCCCCUCUGUGUCCCAGGGCCUGGAGCAGCUCCUGGCACAGAGCAGGUGCUCUGUGAAUACCCGCUGAAUGAGUGA
This is a messenger RNA of Equus caballus (horse), 1221 nucleotides long. Lineage: Eukaryota; Metazoa; Chordata; Mammalia; Perissodactyla; Equidae. The record is from RefSeq and is a predicted model, not a curated record.